AUGGGGAAGCAUCGCAGAAGCCGCGGAGGUGGCGAUGACGAGGCCGAAACGGCGGCCGCCGGCCAAGAGCUCAGCACAGGAACCACCGUCGCCCAGCCGCAACAACCAACAAUUCCGAGCGAGAUAGCGAAUGGCGAACGCGACUCCCGCGAAAGCUCCUCGCAGACUCACAGCAGUGUAAGCUUGAAAAGAUCGGCCCCUGACGAUGACGAGGGAUGGACCAAAGUCGAGCGAGGCAACAAGAAGCGCAAGAAGGUCCCUCGCGAAGGCUCCAACAACUAUCCCGCCAUCACCUUCUCCCCGAGUGCAAAGCUGUUUGCCAAGAUCAACCUCGCCAUGCUUCGCGACCUUGUUCUCUACCUCUUCGCUGACGGAACGGGUCCGAAUUGGGUUUCCGUUUCGCACCGACCGUACUUCAGAAAGAUUGUAGUCUUGAUGGUACCCGGGUUGGAGGAAGCCAUGUUCAACGAGGCCGUGAACUUCGAAAAGUAUACCUCCGGCUCGGCUAGCAGCCAAGACCGCACAGAAACGACGCCCGACGACUACUACCCCCGGCCACUUUCGGCUGAACGCCUACCGAUUGCGCUCCAGGGAUUCGCCAACAUGUUCCCUCACCUAUGGCCUGUCAAGGCACCUGGCGACGACAAGUACAUGAAACUUCACUCGCCCAUGGGUACCUUUCUGACCGCGCCUAUGUCCAAGAACAAAGACGAGAGAAAGGGCCCCAAGCCGGCGAGGGAGCCUAGCGGCUGGAAGAACGAGCGAACACGCAUUACCGAAUUUUUAGCCACACUCGAGGAACUGGAAACUGCUGGGCAUCUCAUCCACCCGGCGCUCAUAGAGAAUGAAGAGAGAAGAGCGGCAUUCAGGGUUCCAGAUGGAUGGGUUGUGUCCAAAGUCGACAAGCUUGAAGACGGUGAAGUGCCCGAGGCGGAUAUUGAGCAGGGCAGCGUGACAGCUGGCCGAGAGUGUCUCGCCUUGGACUGCGAGAUGUGCAUGACGGGCGAGAGCGAAUAUUCUCUUACACGCAUUAGCGUCAUUUCAUGGUCAGGAGACCUGCUGAUGGACGAACUGGUGAAGCCGGAGAAACCCAUCACCAACUACGUUACGCAGUUCUCCGGUAUCACAGAGGAGAUGCUGAAACCGGUGACGACCACACUGCAGGAUAUUCAACAGAAGCUCCUCGAGCUAAUUACCCCGCGAACCAUCCUCAUCGGACAUUCGCUCGAGUCCGACUUGAAGGCUCUUCACUUCUCUCAUCCCUUCAUCGUCGAUACCUCUCUCAUCUACCCGCAUCCGAGAGGCCCGCCUCUUAAAUCAUCUCUCAAAUGGCUGACUCAGAAGUAUGUGAACCGUGAGAUCCAGAAAGGCGGCGCCAACGGACACAACCCGAUCGAGGACGCUCGCGCUUGUCUGGAUCUUGUUAGACAAAAAUGCGAGAAAGGAAAGAUGUGGGGCGCAUCUGACUCUCAGGGUGAGAAUCUAUUCCGCCGGCUGGCCAGAGCUGGAACCGCAUACAAGGCGCAGGGCGGCGAGGCAGGUGGUUUGAUAACAGGCAAGACGAGCGCUGCCGUGGACUGGGGUGAUCCAUCCAAGGGCCCUGGUGCUGGAGCAACGUACCAAAUCGGUUGCAAAUCCGACGCAGACGUCGUCAGCGGCGUUAUUCGCGCUGUAAAGGGCGACGCGGACGGAUUGGAAAUCCCAGGCGGUGGUGUUGACUUUGUGUGGGGUCGGAUGCGAGAGCUUGAGGCGUUACAAGGCUGGUGGAACAAGAACCGAGUUGAGAGCGCCAAUAGCGAUGGCGGUCCUCCCGAUUCUGAUACCAAGCUGGAUGAAAAGCUCGGCAAGUCGCCUCUGGAGCAGUGCUUGGCCCGUCUCUCCGCCUCUCUCGAGACCAUUCACGCGAGCCUUCCACCCUGCACGGCCUUCAUCGUCUACUCGGGCUCCGGUGACCCUCGCGAAAUGAGCAGGCUCCAGGCCAUGCACACGCAAUGGAAGCGGGAAUACAACACCCCCGGAAAGAAGUGGGAUCAGCUGUCUGUCAAGUGGACGGAUGAGGAGGAACAAGCCCUUCGACGUGCAGUUAAAAAGGCCAGACAAAGCGUCGGGUUCAUUGGUGUGAAAUAA
This is a messenger RNA of Colletotrichum higginsianum IMI 349063, 2127 nucleotides long. RefSeq names its product Exonuclease. Gene Ontology annotation, molecular function: nucleic acid binding; exonuclease activity. The record is from RefSeq and is a predicted model, not a curated record. NCBI's taxonomy places the organism in Eukaryota, Fungi, Ascomycota, Sordariomycetes, Glomerellales, Glomerellaceae. The coding region runs from base 1 to 2127 and encodes 708 amino acids. Gene Ontology annotation, cellular component: nucleus. The transcript has a single exon.